Antrostomus carolinensis (chuck-will's-widow) is the source of this 796-nucleotide messenger RNA. Its product is annotated as fibulin-5-like. Gene Ontology annotation, molecular function: calcium ion binding. The transcript has 4 exons. The annotation marks the transcript as partial. The record is from RefSeq and is a predicted model, not a curated record. NCBI's taxonomy places the organism in Eukaryota, Metazoa, Chordata, Aves, Caprimulgiformes, Caprimulgidae.
CAGCGGGAGAGGCUUUCCUUCAAGCUGUUAGUGUUUUAUCCUGGCAGGCUCCUCGAGGUUGUUGUGAGGAGUCUAGCCAGUUGGUGAGCUUUGUAAUCUAAACCAGCUGUCCCAGGCUGAGGCCCCCAUUUGCAUUGUUUAACAUACUUAGAAAAUGAAGUGUUCAUUUUUAACAUUCCUCCUCCAAUUGGUUUAAUGCUGAAUUACAGAAGAGAACUAAGCAAAACCAGGUGCUUUCUCUGUGUUCUCUCCAGUGUCUGAGGAGGUACAGACGGCUCCCGAUCUUCUCCAUUACUUGCUAUUUCAUUCUUUGGACUAUAAAUGACUGAGGAACUGAAGUGCUAGCAAAGGGUAAUGCUUGGAAAAACUUUCUAGUUAUUCAUCAGCACAGACUGGUUUUUUUUCCACCUUUCCCCAACGGUUUUGGACAUGCAAGGAUUAAAAAGGAUACUGACUGCUUUCACACUGGCCGUCUGCCUUUCAAGCCCUGGAAAAACACAGCAACAGUGCACUAAUGGGUUUGACCUGGACCGUGCCUCUGGGCAAUGCUUAGAUAUUGAUGAAUGUCGGACUAUUCCCGAGGCCUGCAGAGGAGAUAUGGUGUGUGUCAACCAGAAUGGUGGCUAUUUAUGCGUACCCCGAACAAAUCCAGUGUAUCGGUCACCAUAUCUGAAUCCUUAUUCAAAUAUUUAUCCACCACCUCCAGCACCAGGCCCCGUUCCCAACUACCCAACUGUUACAAGACCUCUGAUGUGUCGAUUUGGUUACCAGUUGGAUGAAAACAAUCAGUGUGCUG